Molecule: messenger RNA, 510 nt
Organism: Vitrella brassicaformis
Lineage: Eukaryota; Vitrellaceae
Source: the annotation of a GenBank genome assembly
GUGUGUCCCGUCUGCUUCUCAUCUGCCAGCCAGCAUAUGUCUCCGAGGCCGCCAGACGGUGUGCCUGCGACACCAAUCCUCGGCCCAGAGCUGCCACAGCGCCAGGACAGCCAGGAGUUGCGCAGGGGGCAGGGGCAGCUGGGUGAGGGUGAAAUGACCAGCACAAGGAUGGGGGAGACCAUUGUGCGGGGCGCUACCGUUGGGGCUGGGCCGAUCGCACAGGUGAUUGAUCAAUGAGACACCAGCAAUGCAUUGAGGGGCCUCUCGUGUCCUCUCUGCGAACGCAUGUCUGUCUGUCUGUCUCUGUCUCUGUCUUCAGUAUAAUGCUGGCCAUGGUGAGUUGGGUGCGGAGGUGCAGCGAGACUUUGCUCCUGAGUUGGCCCAGCAGGGCAUCAGAGUCUCCCACAGGCACACACGCAGCGACUGACUGAUAUACACUGUCGGACUGAAUCAAUGGUCCUGGUGGUAUUCACGGCGUGUUGUGCAUGGCUUAAACUCAUCUCAUAGGUG